This is a messenger RNA of Oncorhynchus tshawytscha (Chinook salmon), 2309 nucleotides long. RefSeq names its product netrin-1. NCBI's taxonomy places the organism in Eukaryota, Metazoa, Chordata, Actinopteri, Salmoniformes, Salmonidae. The record is from RefSeq and is a predicted model, not a curated record. Gene Ontology annotation, molecular function: protein binding.
UCAAACAGUGAGAGCGUCAGAAAGGGAAUGGGACAGACAAGAGACAGAGGUAGACAGAGGUGUGACUGAGAGGAAGACAGAGUCAGGGAAGCUAAUAGCGAGCUGGUCCUUCCAAUUUAUGUCUAGAAACCCAGAAAAGGCAAACUAGCGGUAGAUUUUCGUGCGUAAAAAAGAGAGUAGGCUGCCCUCUAUAUUCUUAAGUUUUACAACACUUCUCUUCCAGGCUGAACAGUUAUUCGGAGGUAGUGUCCUCUGUGGAGUUUUCUUUGUCUCCGCAAGUGACACUAAAGAGCACGGAUUACAAUGAUAAGGAUUUUAGAGGUUUGGGUCACCUCGGUGGCCAUUUCUCUGCUGGUUAAGGGGGCUCUUGGAGGUUAUGGGAUGAGUAUGUUUGCUGCCCAGUCGUCCCCUCCAGACCCAUGCUAUGAUGAGAACGGCAACCCCCGGAGGUGCAUCCCCGAUUUCGUGAACUCUGCUUUCGGGAAGGACGUGCGCGUCUCCAGCACCUGUGGAACCCCGGCCUCAAGGUACUGCGCCGUGACCGAGAAGGGUGAGGAGAGGACAAGGGAUUGCCACACCUGCGAUUCAGGGGACCCAAAGAAAACUCAUCCACCUGCGUAUUUAACUGAUUUGAACAACCCUCAUAACCUCACCUGCUGGCAGUCGGAAAACUAUGUCCAGUAUCCUCAGAACGUCACGUUCACUUUGUCAUUGGGUAAAAAAUUUGAGGUCACCUAUGUGAGCUUGCAGUUCUGUUCACCCCGACCCGAAUCUAUGGCUAUCUUUAAGUCCAUGGACUAUGGCAAAUCCUGGGUUCCUUUCCAAUUCUACUCUACCCAGUGUAAGAAGAUGUAUAACAAGCAGAAUAAGGCGGCAAUUACCAAGCAGAACGAACAAGAGGCGAUUUGCACCGAUUCUCACACGGACAUGCACCCGCUGACAGGUGGGCUCAUUGCGUUCAGCACCUUGGAUGGCAGACCCUCGGCGCACGACUUCGACAACUCUCCGGUGCUGCAGGACUGGGUGACAGCCACCGACAUCAAGGUUACGUUCAGCCGACUGCACACGUUUGGGGAUGAGAACGAGGACGACUCGGAGCUGGCUAGAGAUUCCUACUUUUACGCGGUAUCAGACCUGCAGGUUGGCGGGCGGUGCAAGUGCAACGGUCACGCUUCAAAGUGCGUUAAAGAAAGGGAAGGAAACCUGGUAUGCGAGUGCAAGCACAACACCGCGGGGCUGGAGUGUGACAGGUGCAAACCUUUCCAUUAUGACCGUCCUUGGCAGCGCGCAACCGCAAGAGAGGCAAACGAAUGUGUUGCCUGCCACUGUAACCUGCACGCCCGGCGCUGUCGUUUCAACAUGGAGCUGUACAAGCUGUCUGGGCGGAGGAGCGGCGGAGUCUGUCUCAACUGCCGUCACAACACGGCCGGACGCCACUGCCACUACUGCAAGGAGGGCUUCUUCCGGGACAUGUCCAAGGCCAUCUCCCACAGGAGGGCCUGCAAAGCGUGUGAUUGUCAUCCAGUUGGCGCAGCCGGCAAGACCUGCAACCAAACCACCGGCCAGUGUCCCUGUAAGGACGGCGUGACCGGCAUCACCUGCAACCGCUGUGAUGGCUACCAGCAGAGCCGCUCUCCUAUCGCCCCAUGCAUAAAGAUUCCAGUUGCAUCGCCCACCUCCACCUAUACCAGCUCUGAAGAGUCCUUAGACUGUGAUUCUCACUGCAAGGCAUCCAAGGGCAAGCUGAAGAUCAACAUGAAGAAGUACUGCAAGAAAGACUAUGCUGUCCAAGUGCACGUCCUCAAAGGAGACAAGGCAGGGGAGUGGUGGAAGUUUACCGUGAACAUCAUCUCCGUCUACAAGCAAGGUGAACAACGCAUCCGGCGCGGCGACCAGCUCCUGUGGGUGCGUGCCAAGGACGUGGCCUGCAAGUGCCCCAAGAUCAAGCUUGGCAGGAAGUACCUGCUGCUGGGCACGGAUGACGACUCCCCCGGGCAGGCAGGCGUGGUGGCGGACAAGGGCAGCCUGCUCAUCCCCUGGAAGGACCUGUGGGGCCGGAGACUGAGGAAGUUCCAACAGCGUGACAAAAGGGGCAAGUGUUAAGAGGAGCCAGAGAGGAGAGAAAGAGAGGGGGCUCACCUUGAGUCUGAGGAACACAGGAGGAGGAGAAAGAAAGAGGAAACACCAGAGGGAGAGAGGAAAGAGGGAGAGGUGAAGUGAACAGAGAGAGAGAGAGAGAGAGAGAGAGAGAAAGUGACUGAGUGCUGCUGCUUUGAGUGGAAGAAAAAAGAAUAUUAGUUUUAGAAACG